AUGCUAGCUAUAUUAUUUUUAUUUCUAUUUUUCACUUCAUUUUCUUCCGGAUAUGAAAUUCAUGUUCAAUAUUUUAGGGUAACAAACUAUUUGAAGAUGUUGUUUUAGACACUUGAAUUUUUAGCAACCAAAAGAAUACGCUUAUUUCAAAUUGACAAACGGAAAUGACACUGAAUGGUCAACUUAUGUUCAUAUGAACCGAGAAGUAAAUUUGAGAGAGGAAGAGAUUUUGGAAUUAAUUAAACCGCUUUAUGACGGACCACCGAAGACAUUGAACUUUGAUUCGAAUUCUAUCACAAGACAUAUAGGAACACAAUUUGCAUAUAUUCUUACAAAAUACACCGUGGAAUCAAUGAUUUUCGUAAGUUAUCUUCGUAAUUUUUCAAGUCAAAAAUUCCACAUAAAUUUUUUAAACUCUUAAAAACAGGUUUAAAGAAUAAUGAAAAAUAGGUCAAUUGCUGAAAGUCGUCUCAAGUUUGAAAAUCUCUAAAUCUGAAUAAACCUGGCCUUAUUCCGUUAAAAUAUCCUCAAUUUCCAGGAAAACCUGUGCAGCCAAAUGAAGCCAAAAUUCUCCAAACUUCUAGCCCAUUCCGAGCAGAAACCGAAGAAAAUAAAAUUCGUCAUUGAACAUCCCAGUUCCUCCUUCACAAUUCCCGACGAUUUUCAAGUUCAGGGAAUUGGAAGCGAAGAGUUCAGACUGGAUGUUUUGGGAAAGGCUUCGCUUACAACUUUCAACUUUGAUGCAGAUGCAAUUCAAUCGGUAUAUAACUUUAAAACUUUCUUUUUCUAUUAUGAGAGAAUCUGGCAUUUUUACAGACCAAAAAACUAGUCAUCAAGCAAUCUACUGAUUUCCCAUAUAUUUUCGACUACUCAACUUUGGCUAAGCUCCGAUCUCCUGAUGUGAUUCUAGAAGGUCCUGCUAAUCUAACCAAGGAACAUCUCCACAAUUUGGUCCAGGUGAGUUGAACAAUUUGGAACCUCCAAAAAAAAAAAUGUUUUUAGCUCUGGAACCUUGCCAAGUUCAGAAUCUCAAAAUGGGAAGUUCAAUUGAAAGACGAGGUUGAGACUUCAACAUCUGUCUCUGAUCUUUUCGAUGGUUCAAAAAUCAAGAUUCAGAUCGAAAAUGGUUGGACAACAAUUACACGUGUCUAA
Messenger RNA from Caenorhabditis angaria, 1152 nucleotides. The record is from the annotation of a GenBank genome assembly. Lineage: Eukaryota; Metazoa; Nematoda; Chromadorea; Rhabditida; Rhabditidae.